Molecule: messenger RNA, 1560 nt
Organism: Penicillium alfredii
Lineage: Eukaryota; Fungi; Ascomycota; Eurotiomycetes; Eurotiales; Aspergillaceae
Product: phosphoglycerate mutase, 2,3-bisphosphoglycerate-independent
Exons: 4
Coding region: 1-1560 (519 amino acids)
Biological process (GO): glucose catabolic process
Cellular component (GO): cytoplasm
Molecular function (GO): manganese ion binding
Source: RefSeq, a predicted model, not a curated record
AUGGCCACGGUCGACCAGAAAGUCGCUUUGAUUGUCAUCGAUGGCUGGGGUAUUCCAGGCCCCCAGUCCCCGCCCCAGGGUGAUGCCAUCGCCGCGGCCUCGACCCCGUACAUGUCCGACUUCGCCGACCCUAACUCCAAGACUGCUCAGGGCUUCUCUGAAUUGGAUGCCUCGUCUCUCGCUGUGGGCCUUCCCGAAGGUCUCAUGGGCAACAGUGAGGUCGGUCACCUGAACAUUGGCGCCGGCCGUGUGGUCUGGCAGGACAGCGUCCGCAUUGACCAGACCCUCAAGAAGGGCGAGCUGAACAAGGUUGAAAACAUCGCCAAGGCUUUCACGCGGGCCAAGGAAGGCAAUGGCCGACUUCACCUGCUGGGUCUGGUGUCUGAUGGCGGUGUUCACUCCAACAUCGUCCACCUGUUCGCGCUGCUCCAGGUCGCCAAGGAAAUGCAGGUCCCCGAGGUCUUCAUCCACUUCUUCGGUGAUGGCCGUGACACUGAUCCCAAGAGUGCUGUCACGUACAUGGAGAAGCUGCUCGAAAAGACUAAGGAGCUCGGUGUGGGUAAGAUUGCUACGGUCGUGGGUCGCUACUACAUCAUGGACCGUGACAAACGCUGGGAGCGUGUCGAGGUUGGCCUCAAGGGUCUGGUUACUGGCGAGGGCGAGGACAGCUCGGACCCCGUCCAGACCAUCAAGGAACGCUACGAGAAGAAGGAGAACGAUGAAUUCCUGAAGCCCAUCAUCGUUGGCGGCAAGGACCGCCGGGUGCAGGAUGGCGAUACCCUCUUCUUUUUCAACUACCGUUCGGACCGUGUCCGUGAGAUCACCCAGCUUUUAGGUGACUACGACCGCUCCCCGAGACCGGACUUCCCCUACCCCAAGGACAUCUCUAUCACCACGAUGACCCAGUAUAAGACCGACUACACCUUCCCUGUUGCCUUCCCGCCGCAGCACAUGGGUAACGUACUGGCCGAGUGGCUGGGCAAGAAGAGCCUCCAGCAGUGCCACAUCGCGGAGACCGAGAAGUACGCACACGUUACUUUCUUCUUCAACGGUGGCAUUGAGAAGCAGUUCCCUGGCGAAGUCCGCGACAUGAUCCCUUCGCCUCGGGUGGCUACUUACGACCUUGACCCUAAGAUGAGCGCUGCUGCUGUGGGUGUCAAGAUGGCCGAGCGCCUUGGCGAAGGCAAGUUCGACUUUGUCAUGAACAACUUCGCCCCGCCCGACAUGGUUGGCCACACUGGUGUGUACGAGGCUGCCAUCCAGGGCGUGGCUGCCACCGAUAAGGCCAUUGGCGAAAUCUAUGAGGCCUGCAAGAAGAACAACUACACUCUGUUCAUCACGGCCGACCAUGGAAACGCCGAAGAGAUGAUCAACGAGAAGGGCACUCCCAAAACCUCGCACACCACCAACAAGGUUCCCCUCGUCAUGGCCAAUGCCCCUGCGGGCUGGAGCCUCAAGAAGGAUGGUAUCCUGGGUGACGUUGCGCCCACCAUUCUCGCUGCCAUGGGCAUUGAGCAGCCCGAAGAGAUGUCUGGCGCUAGUCUGCUGGUAAAGGCGUAG